GUUCUGUUUUUGUGUUUUCUUUAAAUGAAGGGAUGGAUGCAUGGACAGCAGAGAAAAUCAUUCUUCUCAGUUUUCUCUUGAAUGGUGUUGGGUGUAUAAACCCACAUAUCAACUUACCAGAGAAAAUUGACGCUUUGAGUGGAUCUUGUGUGCUUAUAAACUGCACGUUUGAUGCCAACAUCACAAGACUUAAUAACUUUAAUGCUCAAGUAGUUUGGAGUAUAAAUAAUACUCGCAGUAUAGUGCUUAAUUCCAGUAUGUUGAGCCCUAACCCAUUUUUUAAAGGACAAAUGCUUGGAAAUUUAUCGGAGAAGAACUGCACAACAAUCUUUUAUGACAUUCGUUCAAAUCUCAGUGGUACAUAUAACCUCACAAUCAUUAAUGGAAGUGGAAAAACGAGCAAUAUGUAUGCAAAUGUAACUAUAAAUGUAUUUGAGUCUCCUUCUCAACCCACAGUAAGGUUAUAUACACAAAAGAUGGAACUAAUGCAAAUCAUGGAGGUGCCGGAGGGGAGCUCUGUAAUUCUUCGUUGUUCGGCUAAGUCUCUCUGCUCCUCUUAUCCACCACUUCUCACAUGGAGCUCCUACCCCAUACUUCCCUUCAAUGGGAGCAGCAUACCGCAGGAGAAUCAAACUGAGCUCAUCUCUGAUCUGAACUUUACUGUUACUCCCCUUCUUCACAGAACCAAUUUUACCUGCACCAUCACCUACCAGCUACAGGACAAGAAUAAAACAGCACAAAACUAUUUCACUUUAUAUGUUCAGUAUGCACCCAAAAUAUCUCCCUCAUCCGGUUGUAAGGGUACAGAUGUGAGAGUCUGUUUCUGUGAGGGUCAUGGGAACCCUUCUCCUAAACUGACAUGGUAUCUUUCUGAAAGUCCUGUCUCUAACUCCUCAUGCACAUCCAUCAGUGAAGAGCAACUGGGUAGCACAGGCUUCAAGAGUUUCUUUACCCUAUCUUGCAUCCACACAGCCAACCCCACUGUGCUGUGUGUAGCUACCAACAUUCAAGGCAGUGCCAGCCAACAGUUUUAUCUCGUUCCACCCUUUGAAGAAACUGCACAAAGUGAACAGAAAACACUCCAGGUCCUCUUAGCACUGAUGGUUUUUCUGUAUGCUCUGACUGUUGGAGUUGCCCUCUACAAAUUUAAACAGAUGUCCAACAAGCUCAAGGCUAAAAGAGAAGCAGAAUCACAUGUCCCCUUUGAACUCAACGCUUCAAACAAUAUCUAUGAGAAUGUGAAAAUUUAAAUACAAUUUACAUACAAUUUAAAACAUGUAAAAUGUAAUUUUCCUCUAGGCAUAAAUGUUUCAGUAACUUUGAAGUGGGAGGGGCUACCUGCAAUAGAAAGUUUUGUUAUUGUUCAUAGAUGUACUUCAGCAAAUCUAAAUCAUGAUGCUUUGAGAAACAAGUGUAAAGGGAUGCAAAAGCAUGAAUAUGGUGGAAAUGAUCGGAAGAAGCAUUUUCAGAGAGUCCAAACUGUUCUAUUUUUUUUUUUUGAGUAUUUUAUAUUUGACAAUGUUUAUUGAUGUAAUAGAUUUGAGGCUUAUUGCAAUC
Molecule: messenger RNA, 1557 nt
Organism: Paramisgurnus dabryanus
Lineage: Eukaryota; Metazoa; Chordata; Actinopteri; Cypriniformes; Cobitidae
Source: RefSeq, a predicted model, not a curated record